AUGUCAAAUGUAGAUAGGAGGUCUACUGUUUCUAAGUUUGAUAUUCUGACGAUGCUUGUUGAUGGAGACAGUGUCCUGUUCCCAAGACUCAGGUCUAGAAGAAUCAAUAGGUAUCUUUCUCCUUAUUUGGAUAAGUGUGUGGUUGCUUUUAUCGAUUAUAUCUUGGAGAUUUCCUUCUUGGGUCAUAUUGUGUCUAAGGGUGAAAUUUUAGUGGAUCCUGAGAAGAUUAAAGCGAUAACUGACUGGCCAAUUCUGAAAAAUGUAAUUGAAGUUAGGAGCUUUUUAGGAUUAGCUGGGUACUAUAGGAAAUAUUUUGAAAAUUUUUCUAAGGUUGCUCGCCCCAUGUUUGAGUUGUUGAAGAAAGGGAUAUGGUUUCAGUGGAUUGAGAGGCACAUGAUUGCUUUUGAGGAAUUAAAGAAGAAACUUACUACCGCCCAUAUUUUAGCAAUGCCUGAUUGUAGCAAGCCAUUUGAGGUCUAUUUUGAUGCUUCAUUCGAAGGUUUGGGUUGUGUAUUUAUGCGAGAAGGAAGGGUCAUAGCUUAUGCAUCGAGGCAAUUGAGGCCAAUGAGGUGA
Molecule: messenger RNA, 573 nt
Organism: Amaranthus tricolor (Joseph's coat)
Lineage: Eukaryota; Viridiplantae; Streptophyta; Magnoliopsida; Caryophyllales; Amaranthaceae
Exons: 3
Coding region: 1-573 (190 amino acids)
Source: RefSeq, a predicted model, not a curated record